GUCGGGGGUGGUGCGAAUAAAAGCGGAAAUAGAGACGCAGGCGUGGAAGUAGAUCAACAGUCGCCCGUCCCCUGGUACGGGCCUUUACUCGAAAACGGGGAGUUGGCGCUGGAUAUGCUGGCGGUGAACGCGAAGUGGGGCGUUUCCGGAACUUUGCGCGACUCCGACCUAAUCGAGGAGUACGGAGCGCGCGGCGGGACCCUGAAGAAGCGACAAACGCAACUGAACAACCGACUCCGGAUGCUGGGGAAGCACAAGGCAUCCGCCCUUGCGCUGUCGGGCGGGGGUGCUGGCGGCGAUGGGCUGCAGCAAGGCGGGG
Messenger RNA from Amoebophrya sp. A120, 319 nucleotides. Lineage: Eukaryota; Dinophyceae; Syndiniales; Amoebophryaceae. The record is from the annotation of a GenBank genome assembly.